CUAUAAAACCCUAAUCCGCCGUUUCUUCUCUGAGAAUAAAAAUACUCUUUCAGCAUAUCCCCACCACCUCGCCAAUCUUCCUUUUACGUUUCGUUCCUUCCCCUCUCUUAGUAACAGUCGUUUCGGCCGGGUUAGAGAAACAAAUUAAAAGACUUAUACUAGCAAAGAAUCUAUAUUCAUCGAAUACUAAUAAUUUUUUGUUUGUUGUUUACGGCCUAUCGAACGGGUGUUACGUUAUAGAGAAGAGUUGGUCAUCGAUCAUGGGGUUCCUACACAAACUUUGGGACGAAACGCUGGCCGGGCCCAUGCCGGAAACCGGCCUCGGAAAACUACGAAAGUAUGAUUCGUUUUCAUCCACACGAUCAUCGCCUGCUCCUGUUGUUGAUGGUAAUAAUAAGAUGAUGAUAACUAGGAGCAUUACGAUUCUUAAGAGUAACUCUGGUUUUAGAAACCUAUCGGUGGAGCCGAGUUCAACUCCGGAUUCUCCUUCGGGGUCGAGCACUCCUGGGACUCCUUUCUCACCGGGGACACCACGUGGGGAUUUCAGGAGAUUCACGAGGAGGAAAUCGUCGGCUGAAGCGCUGGAAUCCGAUGAGUCUAGAAGUCCGACCGUUUACGACUGGAUUGUGAUAAGUGCUUUGGAUCGUUGAGAGAGGAAUAGGCGAUUUUUCUUUUGAAGAAUCAGCAUCGAAGACGCUUUUGUACAUAGAGAAACUUUGAUGGAUAUUUCAUUAUACAUAUAUCAAUAGCCUAUAUAUAGCUAAUAAAUAAGUUGGUUACAACAAAAAGACGGAUUGGGUGAUGGUGAACAAUCGCAACCGAUUGAGAAAAUCACUGCUUCUUGGAGUUUCCGAGAGAGGAAAGACGUAGGGGAUCAGCUGUUUUGUGCAUAAUCCUUCUGGCUACCUAGAGAUUCUUUUUCCUUCAAGUUUUUGUACAUAUGAUUUUCCUUUUCUUGUUUUUGUUUCUUGGCUUUGUUUUGUGUACAUAUGGAUCCUCUUUCAAUGAAACUCGUUUGCAGCUUAUUAUAA
Messenger RNA from Theobroma umbraticum, 1031 nucleotides. Its product is annotated as Dormancy/auxin associated family protein. The record is from RefSeq and is a predicted model, not a curated record. Lineage: Eukaryota; Viridiplantae; Streptophyta; Magnoliopsida; Malvales; Malvaceae.